CUUGUAAGAUGAGAAUACGAGGUGAGAUCAAUGCAGGUUUUGUUAUUUGUAGAAUCCAAUCUUCUUCUAGAAAGAACACACCUUGUGUUAAUUGUGAGAGAGAGCUAACAUAAAGUCCAAUUACUAGUCUACUACACAAGUCAGGCAUUUUGAGCAAUCUCAAUCGAAUUCUAAUCUGCCAUGGAUGCCUACCUCCAGCUGCACUUGUUUCUCGUGCUUCUCGUGGCUAUCCUGGUUCUGUUUUUGAGGCCCAGAUGCUCGGCCGCUGGAGACCCGAGCGCUAGGCGGCACCCGCCGGGGCCGUGGGCGCUGCCCAUCAUCGGCCACCUGCACCACCUCGCGGGCACUGUCCCGCACCGUGCCUUGAGCAGCCUCGCCCGGCGCUACGGCCCGCUGAUGAAGCUCCGUCUCGGCGAGCUGGUGGUGGUCGUAGCGUCGUCCUCGGAUGCUGCGCGGGAGAUCAUGAAGGUCCACGAUGCCAACUUCGCGUCGAGGCCGCUGACCUCCAUGCAGAGGCUCGCGUUCCAGGGCAACGAGGGCCUGGUCUUCGCGCCCUACGGCGACGGCUGGCGGCAGCUCCGCAAGAUUUGCACCAACGAGCUCCUCAGCUCCCGGAGCGUCCAGUCCUUCCGCCACGUCCGUGAGGAGGAGCUCGGCUGCCUCCUCCGCUCCGUGGAGGAGGCCUCGGCGUCCGGCUCGCCGGUGAACCUAACCAAAGGUAUAUCGGCGUACCUGGCGGACUCGACGGUGCGUGCCGUCAUCGGCAGCCGGUUCAGGCAGCGGGACAGGUACCUGCGCGUGCUGCAGGACUUGCUGAGGAUCGUGCCCGGGAUGACCCUCCCUGACCUCUUCCCCUCCUGGAGGCUCGUCUUGCUCCUCAGCAGCGUCCCCGGCCGCAUAAGGCGCCAUAGCGAAGACAUGAAGCAGAUGAUGGACAGCAUCAUUCGAGAGCGCCAGGAGGACAGGGCUGCCGGCCAAGCCAAAGAGAAAGACUUCCUCGAUGUGCUUCUGAGACUUCAGGCGGAAGUGGAUUCCCAGUAUCCACUCACCACAGAAAACAUCAAGACGGUCCUGCUGGACAUGUUUGGUGCGGGCAGCGAGACGUCAGCUACGACGCUGGAGUGGGCGAUGGCGGAGCUGCUGCGGAACCCAGCGAUCAUGGGAAAGGUGCAAGACCAGGUCCGGCAAGCAGCAGCACUCGCUGACCGUAGCACGGUGACAGAAGCCGACCUGCCAAAUCUGCACUACCUGCGGCUAGUCAUCAAGGAGACGCUCAGGCUGCACCCUCCGGUGCCGCUGCUGCUCCCUCGCGAAUGCGAGAAGCCGUGUCAAGUCCUGGGCUUCGACGUACCAAGGGGGGCCAUGGUGAUCGUGAACGCGUGGGCGAUCGGCAGGGACCCAGCACACUGGGACAACCCCGGUGUGUUCACGCCUGAAAGGUUUGAGCAGGAUAAGCGGGACUUCAAGGGGACGAACCACGAGUUCCUGCCGUUUGGUGCUGGGAGGCGGGUGUGCCCUGGCAUGUCAUUCGGGCUGGCGCACGUUGAGCUCGCGCUUGCAGGGUUGCUGUUUCACUUCGACUGGAAGCUGCCGGGCAAGGAUCUGGACAUGACGGAGGCAUUCGGGAUCUCAGCAAGGCUGCGGUCUGAUCUUACCGUUCUCGCCGUCCCCCGUGUCCCGGUGCCCAUGAAGCAGUAAAUGUCAUCGAUAGUACUCUCUCAAUCACAAAGUAUAGUACAUAUUAGUUUGUCCUAAGUCAAAUUUUAUAAAAUUUGAUCAACUUUUACAAGAACUUACAAUACCAAAUAUACAUGGUAUGAAAAUAUAUUCCACCCAACUCCAAUAGCAUUGAAUUGGUACUUAGAAUAUGAUGAUCAACCAUACCAUACCAAGCAGGAAGCAACAAUGUCUAUUGAGUCGCCAAUUACCUUGUGGAUACCAAGAGCCUCUCUGACAGUGUCAUUUUUCGCCCAUAUCAGGGACAACACACGUCUGCAACGAAUAAGAAAUACUCUCAGAUAAGAAAACAUUGUGCUACAAAGUUAGUAGUACUAAUUUGUGACUAACUCUACACUCCUGAGAAAUCUCAGACAACUGAAUCCCGGCCCUGGUAGCGUAGUCCUCCUGCAGCUACACCAUCUCCCGUGGGCCUGAUUUUUUUUGGGCCGGACGACGAUCCCUGCCAGCGCUAACGUUGUCGGGCCCUCCA
This is a messenger RNA of Aegilops tauschii subsp. strangulata, 2209 nucleotides long. Its product is annotated as premnaspirodiene oxygenase-like. Gene Ontology annotation, molecular function: oxidoreductase activity, acting on paired donors, with incorporation or reduction of molecular oxygen; iron ion binding; monooxygenase activity. Lineage: Eukaryota; Viridiplantae; Streptophyta; Magnoliopsida; Poales; Poaceae. The record is from RefSeq and is a predicted model, not a curated record.